This is a messenger RNA of Vitis riparia (riverbank grape), 1528 nucleotides long. RefSeq names its product tetraketide alpha-pyrone reductase 1-like. Gene Ontology annotation, molecular function: oxidoreductase activity, acting on the CH-OH group of donors, NAD or NADP as acceptor. The transcript is spliced from 6 exons. The record is from RefSeq and is a predicted model, not a curated record. The coding region runs from base 40 to 1011 and encodes 323 amino acids. NCBI's taxonomy places the organism in Eukaryota, Viridiplantae, Streptophyta, Magnoliopsida, Vitales, Vitaceae.
UAUCUUCUUCUUCUUCUUCUUCUUGAGCAAGGAAAAUUAAUGGAUCAAAAGAUGAAGGUCUGUGUGACGGGGGCAUCUGGGUUUCUGGCUUCUUGGCUGGUUAAGAGGCUUCUCUUGUCUGGAUAUCAUGUCACUGGAACAGUUAGAGAUCCAGGAAAUGACAAGAAGCUGGCACAUCUGUGGAGGCUGGAGGGAGCAAGGGAGAGGCUCACAUUGGUGAGGGCUGAUUUAAUGGAGGAGGGCAGUUUUGACAAGGCAAUUAUGGGGUGCCAUGGUGUCUUCCACACUGCUUCACCAGUAACGGGAUCUACUGCUGAUCCAAAGGCAGAGAUCCUGGUACCUGCUGUUGAAGGCACAUUAAAUGUUCUUCGUUCAUGUAAGAAGAACCCAUCUCUAAGGCGUGUAGUACUGACUUCAUCCUCUUCCACUGCGAGGGUAAGAGAUGAUUUUGACCCGAAAAUACCUUUGGACGAGUCCUCCUGGAGCUCUGUGGAACUUUGUGAGAGCCUCCAGAUAUGGUAUGCUCUAUCAAAAGUCCUAGCUGAGAAGGCAGCAUGGGAAUUCUGCAAGGAGAACGGAAUCGAUUUGGUGACUGUUCUUCCCUCAUUUGUCAUUGGACCUAGCCUGCCACCUGAUUUGUGUUCUACUGCAUCUGAUGUUCUUGGCUUGCUUAAAGGGGAGACUGAGAAAUUCAAAUGGAAUGGAAGGAUGGGAUAUGUUCACAUUGAUGAUGUUGCACUCUGCCACAUCCUUGUUUAUGAGCAUGAAAAUGCCCAUGGACGAUACCUUUGUAACUCAGCUGUGGUAGACAAUAAUGUGUUAGCCUCCUUGCUGUCGGCUCGCUAUCCAUCCUUGCCUAUCCCAAAGAGGUUUGAUGCCUUGGACAGACCAUACUACGAGUUCAACACUUCAAAGUUGCAGAGCUUGGGGUUCAAGUUCAAGUCCAUACAGGAGAUGUUUGAUGACUGCGUUGCCUCUUUGGUGGAGAAAGGCCAUUUGGGUCAAGUCUAAUUUGAUGAGAUGGAUAAUUUCUGUAAGGAAUUUACAUUGCUGUAAACAGCCUUUCUAUGAGAACGACAGCAAAAGAGAAAAUUAUCCUACAUUUAGUAUAGUUAAUGUUCAUGACUUCUAUGUAUAGUUGAAUCAGACGUAAGAGACAAUGCAUUCAAACAAGAACUAGCAUGAGAGGAGGCACCACCACAGCCAUACGGCCGACAUGUGGACACGCACCCACAUGGUCGUUAACGACUCUUGUGGCUGCAAGUGGUGCCACAUUUUCAUAUCCGCCAUGGAUGUUAUGCAAAUAUCCCCAUCACACUAAGCAUACAAAUUCAUUAUGACACCACCUAACACUCCUGCAAUCAAUAAAGGCCCAAUCGUGUCCUGUACGGAGCCACUGGAUUUCGUGCUUCAUUUUUUCCUCCAUUGUUCUGCCAUGACCAGAAUUCAGGAAUGUUACUCAUCAAGGGGAGGCCGAAGUUGGUCGAUGGUAUGGAGUAGAAGUGCCGAAGUUUGUUACCAUUCAUUA